AUGAAGGGGAGCCGCGCCCUCCUGCUCGCAGCCCUCAUCUGGCUCUGCACCUGCGGGCUGGCCACAGGGGAGGACACCAAUGAGAUAUUCAUGGACUUCCUGCAAACGCUGCUGGUGGGGUCCCCAGAGGAGCUCUAUGAAGGGCCCCUGGGCCAGUACAACGUCAAUGCAGAUGCCAAGGCAGCAAUGGCCGAACUCAAGUCCUGCAUAGAUGGCCUGCAGCCCAUGCACAAGGCGGAGCUCAUCAAGCUGCUGGUGCAAGUGCUGGGCAGUCAGGAUGGCUCCUAG
Molecule: messenger RNA, 288 nt
Organism: Camelus dromedarius (Arabian camel)
Lineage: Eukaryota; Metazoa; Chordata; Mammalia; Artiodactyla; Camelidae
Gene: SCGB1C1
Product: secretoglobin family 1C member 1
Exons: 3
Coding region: 1-288 (95 amino acids)
Source: RefSeq, a predicted model, not a curated record